Messenger RNA from Capra hircus (goat), 1255 nucleotides. RefSeq names its product testis expressed 35 (gene TEX35). Bases 124 to 903 code for a protein of 259 amino acids. The transcript is spliced from 6 exons. NCBI's taxonomy places the organism in Eukaryota, Metazoa, Chordata, Mammalia, Artiodactyla, Bovidae. The record is from RefSeq and is a predicted model, not a curated record.
UCAUAGAAGUGGGAUCAUUGGGGGAAACUGUGAGAAAUAAAACGGAGUGGGCACAAAGGCGAUGGAUAAUGAAGGCUUUUGAAAGACGGGCAGACAGGUUGGGACUUGGUUGUGUAAGCGGAAAUGCAAAAGGAUAUGGAUGAGAAGAUGGAUGUUUUAAUAAAUAUACAGAAGAACAGCAAGGUUCCCUUUAGGAGAGGACUGAAGAUGCAGCAAGAACUCAGGCUGAUAGGAAAGACAGACACAGACCUACAGCUCCAGCCCAGGAAAAUGGAUGGAGCUGGUGGAGCACCGCUCUCUCUUCACAAAAAGAUGGCGGCACUGCAACAACCAAAAGACCCAAUGGAUUCCCUUCACCAAUGCGACUCCUGCUUUGAGAAAUGUUUGUUGUGUACCCCACAGAACAACUACGAUCGGGGGAAGAGAAAGAUGGCCCAGGAAGGACCCUUACGAAUAGAGACAAAGUCAGGCUCGGCCUCUGCAAGGGCCACCUCCCAGGAGCACCUCCCAGUGGAGCACACUCUGAAGAUCCUGAUGGCAGAACAGGAGGCUGCAUUGCCCGCUGCCCCUUCUCAAUUCCCUGCUUGUGGGAGACCUGCUCAGAUAGUCCUGCCUCUCUGGAAGCCUGGGUUUUCCCAAAGGGCCUGCUGGUGGGAGGUAAGUGGACACACAAGGGGCGGGAGGGACGGUGACAGGACCAUGGCCAAGAGAGACUCCCCCACGGCAGCCACUGGCCCUGCAGCAGGCGUCACCAGGGUGCUUGGUGCAGAAGCUGUCCUUCGGGAUGAAUCUUGGGCAUUGGGCACAUUGCUUCCGUGCUUCAGCUGCCCACCCCCAAUCCCAUGGCCUCCCGGAGGAUCCCAAGUCAGGCUUGCUGUUGCUCUGGAAGGGUCUGCUGGCUGAACAGGAAGUGAAGCACUGUGGGAGGAAGCCUGUUUGCUCACCAGGCCUGGGUACAACAGGAAAAAGUGGUAUGUGUCCACAGAAGGACUUAAAGCUGAUGUAAAGCCCUGCCUGGUUUGCUAUGCCUUUGAUAAGGCUGCUCUCACCACAGGGCACAUUCCCCCGGUUUUACCUCUCAAAGCCCCAGCCAUUGGUGGUGACAGAGGUCAAAUUAGAGGUUCAAGGGAGGGUUCUAGAGUGCUGAUAAUAUCCUAUUCUUGACCUGGGUGGUGGUGAUACGGGUGUGUGCUAUGUAUAAACAUUUAUUCAUCAAACCGCAGAUGCUAGAUGGUGCAGCUGCUUUGGAAAACAG